AUGCUCUCACUCAGCAUGGCCGUGGCCCAGGAGCCGCCGUCGACGACAACAACCGGCCCGCCUUUUCCAGGCGUGCUGCCCACGGUCACGCCGCAGUCCGGCUGCCCUGCCGUCACGGAAACGGGCCUCCUCUGCUCGACCUGCGUGGUCCCGGCGUGCAUCGAGUUCUCGACGGUGACGCAGGUCUGCGGCUGCCCGACGCCCGUCGCGACGGUCUACCUCAACUGGCCCUGCGGCGGGGAGGAGGCGUGCGCCGGGGCGGGCUGCACGACUGCUUUCCAGGUGGAGGCGCUGUCGGGGCCGUGCGCGUCGACGACGACGGGAGACGAAGGCGGCGGCUCGGCGCCAGACACGACGACGGCGUCUGUGCCGGUGACGACGAGUGCGCCCGAGGCAUCCACGCCUGGAGGCACGUCAGGGUCGGAGACGACGGGGUUCACAACGCCGCGGCCGAGCUCGAAUGGCACGGUGCCGGGGCCGUCGUCUAGCGGGCCGACGUCGGUGGCGGAGAAUGCGGCGGGACGGAUGAGGGUGCCCUUGUUGGGAUGGUGGUGA
Molecule: messenger RNA, 555 nt
Organism: Verticillium nonalfalfae
Lineage: Eukaryota; Fungi; Ascomycota; Sordariomycetes; Glomerellales; Plectosphaerellaceae
Exons: 2
Coding region: 1-555 (184 amino acids)
Source: RefSeq, a predicted model, not a curated record